AGGGUUUUUCUUCCUCCCAGUGCAGUAUCGUUGAGAAAUAAGGGGAAAAAAUGGUGUCGCUGAAACUGCAGAAGCGGCUGGCCGCAAGCGUGCUCAAGUGUGGCAGAGGAAAGGUGUGGCUUGACCCCAAUGAAGUCAACGAAAUCUCCAUGGCCAAUUCUCGGCAAAACAUCAGGAAGUUGGUUAAGGAUGGGUUUAUCAUCAGGAAGCCAACCAAGAUUCACUCACGCUCGCGUGCUCGUAGGAUGAAGGAGGCAAAGAAGAAGGGCCGGCACUCUGGUUAUGGUAAGAGAAAGGGUACAAGGGAGGCGAGGCUUCCCACCAAGAUACUUUGGAUGAGAAGGAUGCGUGUGCUCAGGCGGUUGCUUCGUAAGUACAGGGAAUCAAAGAAAAUUGACAAGCACAUGUACCAUGAUAUGUACAUGAAGGUGAAAGGUAAUGUUUUCAAGAACAAGAGAGUCUUGAUGGAGAGCAUUCACAAGUCCAAGGCUGAGAAGGCAAGAGAGAAGACUUUGUCUGAUCAGUUUGAGGCUAAGCGUGCAAAGAACAAGGCUAGCAGGGAAAGGAAACUUGCUCGGAGGGAGGAGCGCUUAGCCCAAGGUCCUAUUGACAAGACAUCUACUGCACCCAGUGCCCCAGCUGCCACAGCACCCCAGUCUACCCAAGCGCCAAAGAAAUUCAAGAAGUGAGUAGCAUAUCCUGGAAUUCAAAGGACGUGGAGUCUUUAAUAGCUCUGGCAAAAUCUUUAGUCUGCUAAAGUAGUUGUGACGAAUCUCUUUUUGUUGGUUUAGACUUUGUAAGUUUUGGAUGUAUAAGAACUUCAUAUCUUGCAUAUUUUAAAUUAUAUAUUUUGUUUGUUGGUGUUUACUGAUUUUUGGUAUUAAGAUUCAUCUAGUUGCGGAAA
Glycine soja is the source of this 904-nucleotide messenger RNA. RefSeq names its product 60S ribosomal protein L19-1-like. The record is from RefSeq and is a predicted model, not a curated record. Gene Ontology annotation, cellular component: ribosome; cytosolic large ribosomal subunit. Gene Ontology annotation, biological process: translation. Gene Ontology annotation, molecular function: structural constituent of ribosome; RNA binding. The transcript has 5 exons. NCBI's taxonomy places the organism in Eukaryota, Viridiplantae, Streptophyta, Magnoliopsida, Fabales, Fabaceae. Bases 51 to 689 code for a protein of 212 amino acids.